Molecule: messenger RNA, 951 nt
Organism: Aphanomyces invadans
Lineage: Eukaryota; Oomycota; Saprolegniomycetes; Saprolegniales; Verrucalvaceae
Exons: 2
Coding region: 1-720 (239 amino acids)
Source: RefSeq, a predicted model, not a curated record
AUGUGUUUGACGCAUUUUGAUGUCAUGGGUUUCACAAGGGGUGGCGUUGAACACAACGUCGCUGGCAGUGCCGAGUCUUUGAACCGCCACUGCGUUGCCAGAACUCGUUUUUUCCUCCGACCGACCACACUGGACUUCGGCGGUGGUCUCCUUGCAGCUGGAGCAGUCGACGGGGCGAACCUUGGCUUCUCCCUCACGCCGGAUUUUCAAGUCGUCGCCCAGAAUCGAUCGCACUUUGCCACGUGUGCCACAGCGCCUCAGUUCAAAGGCCUCGACGUUUGGAUCAACGUGCACCAGUUUGAGCUAUGCGAGCUCCUGUCGCCGCCUGGGCGGUACGUUUUGUAUGGCGAGUGGCUCUACGCACAGCACUCGAUUGCGUACUCGAAGCUCCCGAGCUACUUUUUGGCCUUUGACAUGUACGAUCGAGAGCGCGAGUGUUUCUGGAGCGUGUCGAAGCUCGACGAAGCGCUGGCCGACACGUCGAUUCACAUGGUCCCAACGGUGUUUUCGGGCUCGUGCUCGACCAUGGGGCAAGUCCAGGCGCUGCUGGAGACGCCGUCCAAGUUUUACGACGGGUUUGUGGAAGGCGUGGUCGUUCGCAAGGAAUGCGGAGGCAUUCUCGACGCCAAGGCCAAGUUGGUUCGAGACGACUUCCUCCAGCAUAUUGACGACCACUGGACGAAAAAGGGAGUUGUGAAGAACCAUCUGCGCUUUUUCUAACGACACACCGUCGUCUCCAUCGUCGCUGCAUGCGCCGCCUCCCGCCACUCGCAGAGAUGCAUACAGCUGCUGUCACCAGCGUGUGACGGCGUUCCCACGUUCCAAAUGCAACGGACUAAACGUCCAACGCUCAUCUUUCAUACCCCCGACAUCUCGGAUUCUCUAUCGGUAGACACAAUACAAGACCAACGCGAAUUAUGUCGUGUAAUAACAAGGGUUCACCAAUGUGCA